Anisakis simplex (herring worm) is the source of this 444-nucleotide messenger RNA. The record is from the annotation of a GenBank genome assembly. NCBI's taxonomy places the organism in Eukaryota, Metazoa, Nematoda, Chromadorea, Rhabditida, Anisakidae.
AUCUGUGGAUGUCCGUUGGAUAUCGGUCGACGGAACCCAGGAUCUGGUACACUUACAUUUCCGAGCGUUGAGGAAAUACUCAAGGAUAGUAGAUUCUGUCGUCGUCCGAGGAAAGACUGCAUCCAGCAUUGCAACUGGGUUCAAAGUAUUCUCGGUCUGUUUGAUGUAGAACUGAUGAAUCAAGUGCUGAAAUUGGAUGAGUGUUUUGAACGGAAACGGCAUUUACAAUUAACUGAGAGCACGAGAGGUGACGUGAUAUCGUUGAUGACUAGUGAACGUAUCGUUCAUGAGCCAUCCACUAAGAAUACGAACCCCGAACCAUCCUCUGAUGCAACGAAGUCGAUCACAUCAAACGAUGAUCUAAGCGGUAGCAAGGCUAAAGAGAUCGAUUGUGGGGACAACGAUGACAGCCAGAAGACGGCUGAUAGCUUGAAUGAUUCGGAA